Phymastichus coffea is the source of this 2718-nucleotide messenger RNA. RefSeq names its product neuroendocrine convertase 1-like. Lineage: Eukaryota; Metazoa; Arthropoda; Insecta; Hymenoptera; Eulophidae. Gene Ontology annotation, biological process: protein processing. Gene Ontology annotation, molecular function: serine-type endopeptidase activity. The coding region runs from base 610 to 2583 and encodes 657 amino acids. The transcript is spliced from 13 exons. Gene Ontology annotation, cellular component: trans-Golgi network; Golgi membrane. The record is from RefSeq and is a predicted model, not a curated record.
GAUUUUCCAACUUGAACUUGAAGCAGGCCGGACACACAGCGAGGCGAGAUAGAGCGCGACGCGGAGCACGUGGAGCGGGGACUCGCGAGCUGAUAGCGGCUGAUUGCAGCUGCACAUUAGCCGAGGAGAUUAGGCGCGAGCGCGCGACACGUCGAGCGCACCGAGCCAAGCGGUGAUCGAUCGAGACGGGAGGAGGCGCGCGAGAGUGCCCCGGCGUGCAUGCACCACUGCUAUCGUCGAGUGCAGCUCGGUGGUGCUUCCGACCCGGCCGCCGAUCGAUUCUCGCUGCCCAAAUUGCCGAGAAAGCCGAACGACGCGCUCGCGAGCGACGCCUGCUCAGGGCGGCGAGGAGGCGGGGGCGAGCGCGCGCCCGUGUGUGUUGGGAGGCGAAGGAGGCCGCCGAGAGUGAAUUCGAGGAUUCGAGGUCAAUCCACCCCACCUCCCACCUCGGACCAUCGGGGUGGCAGCCAGGCUAAUAGCUGACUCCGCGCGGACAGAGCGCGCGACAGCGCGCCAGUCACUUAAGAGACGAGCGGCGAGGCGCCAGGGCGAAGGCCGCACCGAGCUGCAGUCGCUUCGCAGUGGCGCGUCCGGCUGGGCGAUCGAGCCAUGAACAGGUUGUGCAGGUUGGGCUGGCUGCUGCUGGCCUACUGCUGCGCCGCCUCGCAGCGCGUCAACGAGGAGUGGGUGGUGCGGCUGGAGGGCGGUCCGCAGGUGGCCGCGCUGCUGGCCCUCCAAUCGGGCUAUCAGCACCUGGGCCCGGUGCUGGGCUUCGAGGACACCUACCUGUGGCGCGCGAGCACUACCAGCGCUGGGCCGCGCUCGAGGAGGCGCGGCAGCGCCCGCGCCUUCAACCGUCUGCGGAGGCGCGCCAAGAUCGCCUGGGCGGACCAGCAGCGCCCGGUGCGCCGCCACAAGCGGGACUACCAGCCGCGGGCCUUCAACGACGAGCUCUGGGAUGAGGAGUGGUACCUGCAGGACCGCCGCCAGCCGAGACUGGACCUCAACGUGCUGCCGGUUUACCGCCUGGGCAUCACGGGUCGCGGAGUGCGCGUGGCCGUGAUCGACGACGGCCUCGAGUACACCCACGAGGACCUGCGCGCCAACUACGACCCGGAGAUCAGCUACGACGUGAACGAGCGGGACCGCGACCCCAUACCCCGAUACGAGGAGCCAGCCAACGGCCAUGGGACGAGGUGCGCCGGCGAGAUCGCCAUGGAGGCGGACAACGGCAAGUGCGGCGUCGGCGUGGCCUUCGGGGCGAGCGUCGGCGGCAUCAAGAUGCUCGACGGCGUGGUCAACGACCGCGUGGAGGCCGAGGCGCUGAGCUACCGGCGCGACAUCGUCGACGUCUACACGGCCUCGUGGGGACCGCCCGACGACGGCAGGAGCCUCGACGCGCCCGGGCGGCUGGCCACCGAGGCCCUCGAGCGCGGCGCCGCCGAGGGCCGCGGCGGCAGGGGCAGCAUCUUCGUGUGGGCCUCGGGCAACGGCGGCGCCAAGGCCGACGACUGCGCCUGCGACGGCUACGUGGGCAGCGUCUACACCCUGGCCAUCGGCUCGGCCUCGCAGGCCGGCAGCUUCCCCUGGUACGGCGAGAUCUGCCCGGCCACUCUCGCCGCCACCUACAGCAGCGGCGCUCACCAGGACCAGAUGAUUGUGACGACCGACCUGCAGAACAGCUGCACCACCAGCCACACGGGCACCUCGGCCUCGGCGCCCCUCGCCGCCGGUAUCCUGGCCCUCGCGCUGCAAGCCAACGCUAACCUGACCUGGAGGGACGUGCAGCACCUGGUCGUCUACUCGUCGGAGCACGGCCCGCUCAGGUAUCGUUGCCCGCGACGCUCGGAGCCCGACACCGCGGCUCCGGCCCUGCCCCUCCCGCCCUCUCGCGCGCGCGUUCUCCCUCUCGCUCUCCCUCUCUCUCUGCCCGUCUCUCUGUCGCAGCGACAACCCGGGCUGGUUCGAGAACGCGGUCGGCCUCUGGUUCAACCCGCGCUUCGGCUUCGGCCUGAUGAACGCGCACGCGCUCGUCAGCGCCGGCGCCAACUGGACGAGCGUGCCGCCCAAGAGCGUCUGCCAGCUGGGCUUCGCGCCCCCGGUGGACCGGCAGCUGGCCUACGCUCGGCCGCGGAGGCUGCAGUUCGAGGUGGACGCCUGCGCGGUGCGCUACCUCGAGCACGUGCAGCUCGAGGCGAGCCUCGAGUACAGCCGGCGCGGCGCGCUGCAGAUCCAGCUGACGGCGCCCACGGGCACCAGCGUGCGGCUGCUCGGGCCCAGGUUCAACGACAACUCGAGCGAGGGCUUCGCCAGGUGGACCUUCAUGUCGGUGGCCACGUGGGCGGAGGACCCCCGGGGCACCUGGCUCCUGGACAUCGUCGACGAGGUUGGGCCGCCGAGCAACGAGGGCAGGGUGACGAGCGCCAGGCUGAUCCUCCACGGGACGCGCCAGCCGCCGCGCCACUUGCUGGCGGCGCACUUGGACUACGACGAGGCCCCGCGCCAGCGGGACGACCGACUGAAUUGGCUCAGCGGCGCCGAGGCCAGCAGCCCGCAGGCCAUCGACGAGUCCGCAGCGACUAACCAAACUUCCGGCGAGGACUGGCUCGUGCGCUUUUUGCUCUCGCGAUGACGCGAGCGCCGAGCCUAUACAUAUACCUAGCUGUACACGCAUACGCGUAACCUCACGCAAGAGCUGCACGAAUCAGGCAGCCGAAU